Molecule: messenger RNA, 582 nt
Organism: Rotaria sp. Silwood2
Lineage: Eukaryota; Metazoa; Rotifera; Eurotatoria; Philodinida; Philodinidae
Source: the annotation of a GenBank genome assembly
AUGUACAACAAAUAUCUUCUACUUAUUGGUUUUAUAACUAUCAUGCAUAUAUCAACAACAAAUGGUAAUGCUACCUGCUUAUGUUACUGUUGCACUGUUGCAGAUUGUAUACCAAUAUAUCGAGGUACAGUCGACAUUUUGUCGUGUGAUGGAUUCAGUUGUUAUGAUAGGUGUGAGAAGGUAUUUCCAUUUGCAUGUGAUCGCUCUAAGGCAGGUGAAGUUGAUGCUCGUUGUACAGAGAUAAUCACAACAACCCUCACGACUUCAUCAAGUUCAACAACUACAUCUACUACAUUAGAAACAACAACCGUCACUACUCCUACUGAAAAUACAACAGCUACAGUUACUACUACCAUAACUCCUACGACUGCAACGGUUACAGUAUCUACUACUAAUAGUCCUCAAACUUCACCAUCAUCAACAUUUACAACUACACAAGCAUCAACGCUUUCAACAACACCAACACAACCUCCAAUAACUACUUCUAAAAAUCAUGGUGGUGCUUCUAUUCUUCGAGAAAGUCCAUCAUUUAUUGUGUUAAUUGUUACAUCAAUUCUUCUUAUUAUUAAAGCCAUUCUUUAA